Molecule: messenger RNA, 429 nt
Organism: Cheilinus undulatus (humphead wrasse)
Lineage: Eukaryota; Metazoa; Chordata; Actinopteri; Labriformes; Labridae
Product: histone H3
Exons: 1
Coding region: 4-414 (136 amino acids)
Cellular component (GO): nucleosome
Molecular function (GO): structural constituent of chromatin; DNA binding; protein heterodimerization activity
Source: RefSeq, a predicted model, not a curated record
GGAAUGGCAAGAACCAAGCAGACCGCCCGUAAAUCCACCGGAGGAAAGGCUCCUAGGAAGCAGCUAGCUACCAAAGCUGCCCGUAAGAGCGCCCCAGCCACAGGUGGAGUCAAGAAGCCCCACCGUUACAGACCUGGUACCGUGGCUCUCCGUGAGAUUCGUCGCUACCAGAAAUCCACUGAGCUGCUCAUCCGCAAACUGCCCUUCCAGCGCCUGGUCAGAGAGAUCGCUCAGGACUUUAAGACCGACCUGCGCUUCCAGAGCUCCGCCGUUAUGGCUCUGCAGGAGGCCAGCGAAGCUUACCUGGUGGGGCUCUUCGAGGACACUAACCUGUGCGCCAUCCACGCCAAGAGAGUCACCAUCAUGCCUAAAGACAUCCAGCUGGCUCGCCGCAUCCGUGGAGAGAGAGCAUAAACUCACACAACUAAA